UUCCAGAGUCGCCGCCUGAAACCAAAAACCAAAAGAAAAGGAGAAAGGAGAAAACACGUUGAACUUUCGCAAGCCUAUCUCAUAUCGGAAUAAAACUCCUCUCCUUCUCUCUUUAUAUUUCCUUCUCUCACCCCUACCAAACAAACCCUAAUUUUCCUACUCUUUCCAUUCUUUGUUUCUCCGAUGAUCUGAUCCGACGAUUCCUUUGUAGAUCUGCUUAGACAGCAUGCAUUAUGGGGUGAUGGUUCUUUAAUUCGAGGAAUCAUGUUGCAGAAAAAAUUUAUUAAGUGAUCACUAUAAAACUUAGCAUGGUUAUGCCAUAACAAGAUUAUGGUUUUGAGUGGGAAGAACUGACAUUUCUCAGAUUGAUGAAACUUGAAGCUUGUCCAAUAUAUUGGAUGGAUGAUGAUUGUGCAGAUGGAUAAGAUGUCUGCUCCUUCUUUACAGGAGCGCGUGCAACGUCUCUAUAAGAAGGCUAUUGAGUUGGAAAAUAAGCGUCGGAAGUCGGCCCAGGCACGCAUUCCAUCAGAUCCUAGUGCCUGGCAACAAAUACGUGAGAAUUAUGAAGCAAUAAUUCUUGAAGAUCAUGCUUUUUCUGAGCAGCACAACAUUGAAUAUGCUUUGUGGCAGUUGCAUUACAAGCGAAUUGAGGAAUUUCGAACACACUAUAGUGCUGCUUUAUCUUCCACUGGCUCAACUGCAACUCAGAGUGCGAAAGGCCCUGCACGACCUGAGCAAGUUACUAAAAUACGAAUGCAGUUUAAAACCUUCCUCUCGGAAGCUACUGGAUUUUAUCAUGAUCUGAUUCUGAAAAUCAGGGCGAAGUAUGGCCUUCCUCUGGGCUAUUUUUCUGAGGACUCAGAGACUCAAAUUGUCAUGGACAAAGAUGGGAAGAAAUCCACUGAGGUGAAGAAAGGUUUGGUAUCUUGUCAUCGCUGCUUGAUAUACUUGGGUGAUCUAGCACGGUAUAAAGGAUUAUACGGGGAGGGGGAUUCCAAAACCCGUGAAUAUGCUGCAGCCUCAAGCUACUAUUUGCAAGCAGCCUCACUUUGGCCAUCAAGUGGCAACCCUCAUCACCAGCUUGCAAUACUGGCUUCAUAUUCGGGGGAUGAACUGGUGGCUGUCUAUCGCUACUUUCGAAGUUUGGCAGUGGAGAGCCCAUUCUCAACUGCUCGCGAUAAUCUAAUUGUCGCAUUUGAAAAGAACCGUCAGAGUUACUCUCAGCUGCCUGGGGAAAGUAAGGCUUCUAUAAUUAAGGAGUCACCUGUGAGAUUCACUAGUAAAGGAAGGGGGAAAGGGGAAGUAAAACUUGUAUCAAAAGAUGCCAACAAGGAAACUGGUCUUGAGAAGGAAACAGCAUCUAAUGCACCUGAGAUGUACAAAACGUUUUGCAUUAGAUUUGUCAGACUAAAUGGCAUUCUUUUUACACGUACAAGCCUAGAGACAUUUUCUGAAGUUCUUACUUCAGUUAGCAGUGGCUUGAGUGAGUUUCUUUCUUCAGGGCCAGAGGAAGAGCUGAAUUUUGGUGCUGAUACUGUUGAGAGUUCAGUUGCAAUUGUUAGGCUUGUGUCCAUACUUAUAUUUACAGUUCAUAAUUCAAAAAGGGAGACUGAAGGUCAGACAUAUGCAGAAAUUGUGCAGCGUGCCGUUCUUCUUCAGAAUGCAUUCACUGCAAUUUUUGAGUUGAUGGGGCAUAUAAUAAACAGAUGUGUUCAGCUGCAUGAUCCUUCUUCAAGUUAUCUGCUACCUGGAAUUCUAGUUUUUGUCGAAUGGUUGGCUUGUUGUCCAGAUGUUGUAGCAGGCAGUGAUGCUGAUGAGAAACAAGCUGCUGUUAGAUCAAGUUUUUGGAAUUAUUGCAUAGCUUUCUUGAACAAGAUUUUAUCAACUGGACAUGGAUUUGUUGAAGAUGAUGAAGAUGAGAGUUGCUUUUUCCACAUGAGCAGGUAUGAAGAGGGGGAAACAGAAAAUCGUCUUGCAUUAUCAGAAGACUUUGAAUUAAGAGGGUUUUUGCCGCUCCUUCCUGCGCAGACCAUAUUGGAUUUCUCAAGGAAGCAUUCCUUUGGCAAUGAUGGAAACAAGGAAAAGAAGGCUCGUAUCAAAAGGAUUCUCGCAGCAGGGAAAGCUUUAGCCAAUGUGAUAAAGAUUGAUUGUAAAACUGUGUGUUUUGAUUCGAGGUUAAAGAAAUUCGUAGUUGGUGUUGAGUCUCUGGAGGACAUCGAGGUUAAUGCCCAUUCGAGUCGAUUAGAAGCAAAUGGCACAAUGCAGGAGACCCAGACCAAGAAGACCAUGAAUUUGGGACUUGUACAACAAAAUCUACUGCCUUACUUGGAUGGGGAAGAUGAGGACGAGGUGAUUGUUUUUAAGCCAAUAGUGACUGAGAAGAGAAACGAAGCAUUUAGUCCAAAACAUGCACCUUAUGACAGCUUGAAGAAGCUUGACCAUAGUAUUUCUGCAGGCGAUCCACAAUGUUAUAGUAGCUCUCUGCCAGCUCCUCUUGAAAAUCUCCAUCAGCACCCACAGGUUUCUUUGGAUGUAAGUCAUGCAACUACGCAAAUACCUUUAUCAGUUGGCAAUGUUCUUCCCCAGAAUUUGCAUCCAGUUAAAUCACCACAUCCUUUAAAAUGGUUACCGGAAGAAGAAAUUUCUCUUUCAACUAGUUUGACAGGUCUAAAGCUCAUGGAGAAUGGACAUGUAGCUAAGCACGAGAUGCCAGGAAACAUGGGCAUUUCCCAUCUUCCUGCACGCUCAAUCUCCACCCACCAAUCCUUCAGUACUAAUACUAGUGGCUUGUUAUAUGGUCAUUCAAGAGUUCCUGAAGCUGUGAUACCAUCUAAAAUUGAUGCAGUUGCCUCUUUGGGAGUUAUUGCAGAGAACUUGGCUGUAAAGAAUUCAUCAGCAUUGUCAACAGGCUCCCGAAAAAGUCCAGUUAGUCGACCCGGUAGACACCUUGGUCCUCCUCCUGGUUUCAACCCUGUUCCGCCAAAACAAGUUACUGAGCCUAUUUCUGGUUCAGAUCUGAUGAGUGAUAAUCCACUUAUGGAUGAUUAUAGUUGGUUGGAUGGGUAUCAGCCCUCAUCAAUGAAGGGCUCUGGGUUCACUACUUCCCUCGGUUAUCCAUAUAUUGCCAAUCCUCAGUUUGUUGGUAAUAACAAUGGCUUAAAUGGGACAGUCAACUUUCCCUUUCCUGGGAAACAAGUUCCACCCAUGCAGCUUCAAGCAGAAAUGCAGAAAGGAUGGCAGGAUUAUCAGAAUCUUGAGCAUCUAAAACUACAGCGUGAGCAGCAGCAGCUGCAGCAAAAGCAAAAGCAACUCAUCAAUGAAAACCAGCAGUUUGCGACAAUGCCAGAGCAAUAUCAGGGACAGUCUAUUUGGACUGGUCGGUAUUUCGUGUGAGGUCAGUGAAAGAAUGGAAGGUUCUUGAGAAUGAUCUGGUGAAUGUACUGAUCCUUUUGCUACCUAAUUCAAACUCCAACUAUGAAGCCUUAUUCUUUGUUGAGUCUUUGUUGGAGCAUGGGUGGCACUGGCUUCCUGCAGGCACUUGCUACUGAACGAAUUUUGCUGAGGUGGCCUGCCAGUGGAAAGGAUGUUGCCACAAUGUCUGAAGUGAAAUUUGUGAGGGAGUAAUGCCUUAUCUGCUUACUUGAAUGGAGAUAGAAGUUGUUAAUAAGAUCAUCAGUUGGUCUUUGAGGCUUAUGUCUCGAGGAAUUGGUGGAAUAAAGGGUGGUGUACUCGCUGUGCUACUUAAAAAAAAAACUUCACAUAAUCUAGCUGUUGGAAUUGCUGUUACCUGGUAUCAGUUAGGAGCUGAUAAAAAAAAUAUUUGGUGUUCUCAGCCAGUUCUCUGCCACAGCUUCAGGGCUCGGGAGGAAGGUUGAUAGGCGUUGUCCGGUUUACCUGAUUAUUAUAUAGAAAUGGUGGGUUCUAGUGUCAUUUCGGAGUCACAAGUUUGUGUAUGGUUUUGUUGUCUGGGUCUAAAGGCUGGUUAUGUUAAUCUUUUCUUAUUCAGUAUGUUGGGUGAUGUUAUUGGACAUGAAAACUAAUCGUAUUUCCAAGUGUUGUAAGUCUGGAUAGACUUAAAAACCUUAGACAAAGUGUCAUGAAAUAAUUUGGAAAUACAGUUUUUCUAUUGGAAAUGUCAUCUUUUGGAUAAUUACACCAUUGCAA
Molecule: messenger RNA, 4164 nt
Organism: Carica papaya (papaya)
Lineage: Eukaryota; Viridiplantae; Streptophyta; Magnoliopsida; Brassicales; Caricaceae
Gene: SMG7
Product: Telomerase activating protein Est1
Biological process (GO): nuclear-transcribed mRNA catabolic process, nonsense-mediated decay
Cellular component (GO): telomerase holoenzyme complex
Molecular function (GO): protein binding; telomerase RNA binding; telomeric repeat DNA binding
Source: RefSeq, a predicted model, not a curated record